GACACACUUGAUGGGUGAGGCUUUUGUUCAAUUUACGGUACUUUUAUUGGAGGGGAUAUAAGGCCUUGGCAAAAGUGCGGGAAAGGCUUGUAUCCUUCGAUUUCUGAUCAAGAUUUUACCUACUUCCGUGCCGUUCUGUGGGUAAGGUAGGAUAGAUUUGGGAGGGGUCAGAUCUUAUUGAAGAAUAAAUCUCUUAACCCCCUGACGCCCUCGUGUACCAGUCCUGUCUCACCGACCUCCUUGCGCCGGGCUGGAUUUUGUUUCGCACACAAUAUACCCCGCGCCGUGCCUUUGCGGAAGUUUACCUAGAACUAGUUGUUGCAGAAAGUUAAACCCUAGUGUUAGGUUCAGUUUGAUGGCAUUUCGGAAAAUAUUCUAGAAGUCGUUCUGUCCCUGUUUCCCAUUAUUUAAAUUACGCCAUACUUUUGCCUCAAAAGAGACUGAGAGCCGAGAUCCGACGACCCACAUAAGCCUCUGUUCGAGUUUUCUCUCCUCUUCUUUUGGUAGGGGUGAGUGACUAUCAAGUCAGGACCUUUAUCGAACCUGCAUGUCAAAGUCGUCGAACCCGACUCCUGCAGCAUCUGUUACCCGUCUCGCGGGAUAUCCUGGCACAGAUACUGAGGCUAGCUUUACCUGACGUUCGACAACCAUGGCGCGGAUAACUCUUAUCGCUGCCGUUGCGUCUCUGCUGCAAGGCAUGACGUCGGCGCAAACUCCCUCAUCUACUGGAGGAACAUCUGCACCGGACCCGACGGCCAUCUCUCUGUGUUCGGUUAGGUCAUCUACGCAGUAUUGCUCUGCGGGCACAACCGAGUAUCGUGUUGCUGCUACCCCUACAGGCAGCCUACCAAGUGUUUACACUCAAUGCCACAGGCAUGGUGCGACAGAGUUGUAUUGUUCCUACCCUAGCGGCGAGGUUUCGGUUGUUCCCGCGAAUGCGGCUGCUGCUCCCACUCCUACCACUGCAGCUCCUACUGGAACGUCUGGGGGUGCCUCUCCAACAGGGAACCCUACGGCAAUUUCGGACUGCCAUAUGCAUGGUUCCGAUGUGUUCUGUAUGUGGGGUACCACCGAGUAUCAGGUUAUGACGAAUAUUCCGGCCACGGCAACUCAAGAUAUCCCACCGACAUUUACCGACUGCCACGCGCACGGCUCGGACACGUUCUGCGUCGGACCCGGUGGCGCCGAUGUCGAGGUUCGUGCUGAGGGUGCCGAGGCUGGCAGCGACGAUCACGCAGGAGAAGGUGAUGCGGGUGGUUCAAACCGCCACUGUCACUUUCACGCCGGAGUCGAGCAUUGUACAGGCGGCGCGGAAGAGGUUUCCUGUGAAAAGGUCACCAGAGACUACAACAUCCCGCUCCGUGUUGGGCUUUUGUUCGUCAUCAUGGCCACGAGCGCCAUCGGCGUUUUCUCUCCCAUUCUACUCCAUAAGGUGUGGCCGACAAAGACGCACACGACGCUGUUGAUCCUCAAGCAGUUUGGUACUGGUGUUAUCCUGUCGACGGCCUUUGUCCACCUAUACACCCACGCUCAGCUGAUGUUUGCAAAUGAGUGUCUGGGCGAGCUUGAGUACGAGGCAACGACUUCUGCCAUUGUGAUUGCUGGUAUUUUCCUCUCGUUCUUGGUUGAAUUCAUUGGCAAGCGUAUAGUCCUUGCUCGUAUGGCCAGGUCUCCGGGUACCGUAUCGAGACUGUCUCCCGAGACCGUCAGUGUCUUUGUGCUCGAGACGGGAAUUAUCUUCCACUCGAUCUUGAUUGGUAUUACUCUGGUUGUGGCUGGCGACUCGUUCUUCCUGACUCUAUUCGUCGUCAUCCUUUUCCACCAAAUGUUUGAAGGCAUCGCCCUCGGUUCCCGAAUUGCCGCUCUGGGCGCGCCAUCACCGCAUGCUGCAGGAGUAGCCGCCGGACAGAUGACUGAUGUCCCACAAAAGACGGACCCUAACGUCAAGGUGGACGGAAACUCUGUAUCCGACGUCGACACACCGCGUACGACCACCGCAGCCGUUGCAGAGCCAGUUAGGCAACAGGCUUACUUCUCGCUGCCGAGGAAGCUGCUGCUCGCGUCGCCAUUCGCGCUGAUCACGCCCAUCGGCAUGGCGAUCGGAAUCGGCGUCCUUCAGCACUUCAACGGCAACAACCGGAACACGCUGCUGGCUAUCGGCACGUUGGACGCCCUAUCGGCCGGUAUCCUCGUCUGGGUCGGCCUGGUGGAGAUGUGGGCCGAGGACUGGAUGGUUGAGGGCGCCGAGAUGCUCUCUACGGGCAUCUUUACGACGGUGCUGGCCGGGUUCGGCUUGGUGUCUGGUGUUGUUAUCAUGAGCGUGCUAGGCAAGUGGGCUUGAGGUGGAGAAAGCCCUGCUCAGCUUCCUAGUUUCUGCUCCGUACAUAAUGACAUGUGAAUGAAUUGUCUUUUUUUUCUCUCCCCCUGUCCACCCUGACCAGGGGUUAAAUGACGUUUAUUCAUGUUCAGUUCUUGCUUGAGGAUGAGAGGUUGACAGGACCGGUAAAUAUUCGGGGUUCUUUUUACUUUUACGACUGACGACAAUCCUUUUGGGCUCAUUUUUCUUCUUCUUUUGUUUUUAUUUACUUCUUUUUUUAUUUCGACAAGGAAAAAAAAACUGACUUGAUAGAGAGCGAGAUAGACACUCCAGAAUAAUGACCAAGCUUCCACAGCUCGUCUUCCCGCAUCUUGGUACUAUUAACUUGCUACUACUAAGUCGUUACAGCGCAGGUGCGGUUAUGCAAGUUGCCGUGGCCAAGCGUAGCCUAUCGAGCGAGCGAACCGACUUUGGAUGAGUGGGAAGCCAAGCGAGCAAGGUCCUUUCGAUAAUUCGACGUAUUGUACCCAAGAGAAGAAGGUCGCUUGCAUCCAUAUUUCCCUAGGGGGGCAAGGGGGAAAAGACGGCCCUCCAGCUCCGACAACCAUGGCACCAUUUGCAAACGUCAAUUGACCCCCAGAUCAUGGAAGCAAGGGCUUGCAAGCCUUUCGACAACGAAUGAUAGCAGUACGUGUUGAUCGUACUUACCCAACCAAGCCAACUCUCAAGGCAACACGCAGAUGAGUAGACAUUUCCAAGAUGGCCCCACAGAUGCGGGGGAACAAAGGCAGGGAACAUCCAACUGAGCUUCCCAAUUGGGAGUCGAGCUGUAAUACUUUCGCUCUUGGCACUGAUGAUCGUACCUGACCCGAUUGGAGGAUAAGGUCUCAUUCGCGGUUAUAUCGGUGAGGUCUUGGCCUUUUUCUCGAAAUUGCGCUGGAUCCCAUUCCGUUGCCCGCGAAAAAAGGAGAGGAGAAGGGAAAAAAGCUUCCGACGAUGUGGCGCUCUUUAUGGAGAAAUGAAGCGAUAAUGCCCGUUGGUACUUGCCUAGGGUACGUGUACGACAAGUGUGCGUUGUCAGUGAUGGUUCUUCCAAGAAAGCAAGAUUAAUUAAAGGCGACCACGUCGCCGGCCAAUUCCCUCCAUGUUUGGGUCCUUCUCACCCCCAGCCGCUCUCUUUACGGUCUCCCGUCCCUCCAGCCUUCUGUCGCGUGAGCUUUACCUCUGUGCUUGUCUUUUUGUUAGACCCCUAGUUUUAGAUCAAUAUCUGAAUACCCAUCCAAAAAAGCAACUAUGAGGACCUCCAUCGCCGCCGCCGCCGCCGUAUGGCUGGCUUCGUUUGCCGCAGCGCAAAAGAAGGACUGCAUCAAGCUCGUCUCGGGCGAGAGGCUCGAGGCCGAGAUGACGACGGAAGCUGUUGUCGCCAGGGCCCAGAAGCUGCAGGACAUUGCCUACUCGACCGAAGGUCGUAACCGACAAUGGCAGCAGCCCGGCUUCGAGCUGACCAUGGAGUACAUCGAGGAGACGCUCGAGAAGGAGGCCCCCGGCUACUACAACGUCGAGCGCCAACCGACCUUCUUCAAGGUCGCCAAAGACCCCGCCCCCAUCGUCAUCGGCAACGCCUCGUACGACUCUUCCCCCAUGACCACCACCUCAGAGCGCGCCCUCCUUACCGGCACCUUUGAGGAUGUCCCUGUCGUUGCCGUGGCCAACCUCGGCUGCAACCCCGAGGACUACCCCGUCGCGACGGGCGCGUUGACGCUCAUCCAGCGUGGCAACUGCAGCUUCGAGCUCAAGUCGCAGCUGUCCAAGGCGGCGGGUGCCGUUGGAGCCAUUGUGCGCAACGCCGUCGACAGCCCGUCAUUUGGCAACGGUGUCAUUGGUGACGCGGUCGACACGCUGGUGCCGACCACCAUGAUCCGGUACGAAGACGGAGUUGCAAUCCUGGCGCAGCUCGCGGCCGGCCCCGCGACGGCGGACCUGUCGAUCGAGUACGUCAACCUCACCAGCUACAACGUUAUUGCGACGAGCAAGUGGGGCAACCAGAGCAACGUCGUGAUGUUGGGCGCACACGCCGAUUCGGUGAUCGACGGUCCCGGUGUCAACGAUGAUGGCUCCGGCACUGUUGCCAUCCUCGAGACUGCCGUGCAGCUGGCCAAGUUCGGCGUGCGCAACGCGGUGCGAUUCGCGUGGUGGACGGCCGAGGAGGAUGGCCUGCUCGGCUCGUACUACUACACCGACAACACCCCUGCCGACGAGUUGGCCAAGAUCCGCGCCUACCUCAACUUUGACAUGAUCGGAUCCAGCAACUACGUCUACGGCAUCUUGGACGGUGACGGAGACGCCUACGGCCUGGCCGGUCCUGAGGGCUCGGCCGAUAUUGAGAAGUUGUGGGAGGACUACUUUUCAUCCAAGGACAUGCCGUCCGAUCCGAGCGAGUUCUCUGGCAGGAGUGACUAUGCCGGUUUCAUCGACCAGGGCAUCCCGUCUGGUGGAUUGAGCACUGGCGCCGACGAGAUCAAGACGGCCGAGCAGGUUGCCAAGUACGGCGGUAUCGAGGGAGCCAUUCUCGACCCCAACUACCACACCGCUUACGACACGGUUGCCAACUUGAGCGCACCGGCGUUGGGUGUCAUGAGCAAGGCCAUCGGUUUCGCUGUGGGCACGUACGCAAAGUCGCUCGAGGGCUUCCCUGCUAGGACUACCGCCGUCACGAAGAGGAACAGCAAACAGAGUGCCAGGAUCGCUGGGUUGAAUGAGGAAGCCGAGUCGUUCCAGUACGGCCCGCUCACUCUUUACAGGAUGUAAAAAGAAGAGGGUUGUGAUGGUGUUCAUGGUUGAUGAAAUAAGGUACUUUCAUGCUUAAUGCCGUUUAUAAUUAUGACCAAAGCCCUCUAGGUAUUUUUAGUCAAGUAAAUAAUUCCCAUGAUAAUGUUC
Molecule: messenger RNA, 5254 nt
Organism: Pyricularia grisea
Lineage: Eukaryota; Fungi; Ascomycota; Sordariomycetes; Magnaporthales; Pyriculariaceae
Exons: 6
Coding region: 650-2341 (563 amino acids)
Biological process (GO): zinc ion transmembrane transport
Cellular component (GO): plasma membrane
Molecular function (GO): zinc ion transmembrane transporter activity
Source: RefSeq, a predicted model, not a curated record